Molecule: messenger RNA, 2200 nt
Organism: Odocoileus virginianus texanus
Lineage: Eukaryota; Metazoa; Chordata; Mammalia; Artiodactyla; Cervidae
Source: RefSeq, a predicted model, not a curated record
GUGCUCGCUUCCCGAGGGGCCGGAGGCAGCCAGGCCUCAGUAAUCCCCGCCCGCUGCGCGCCGCGCUGGUCUGACUUGAGUCUCCUUAAUCGAGGCCGUUAUUCCCCACUGGGCCAUCUACAGCCAGGGCUCAGUUUACUGCUUGCCCUCCCACGUGGGUUCCUGGCGGACCCUGGAGACGGUGACGGUCUUGGCUGCCUUGACCUCACUAAAGCCUGGUGUUUGGGGCCAGCCGCUCCAGACCUGCUGACCACAGUGGCCCAAACUCGAGGCCAGCUCCGAGACAUGAGAUGCCAGGCUGCCCAGAGAGGCCCCGUGACAGAAGACGGAGCCCCAGGGAAGCACCUGCUGACCGCAGGCACCCAAGGCAGACAAUCCCAUCCAGGCUGGUCCCUGUUGGCUUUGGAGCUGAGGCACGGACACUCUUCAUUCUUUCUGGACCCCUGUUCCUCUUCCAGAUGCUGAACUUCAUGGUCUAUGUCGUGAGCACGGUGUUCUGCGGACACCUGGGCACAGUGGAGCUGGCAGCAGUCACCCUCUCAGUGGCCUUUGUCAAUGUCUGUGGAGUUUCCAUCGGGUUUGGCUUGUCUUCGGCCUGUGACACCUUGAUGUCCCAGCCGGCGAGAGGAGGGCAGGCGCGGGGCGGGCGUAACCCCUGUGUUCUAGAGCUUCGGCAGCCCCAACAAGAAGCACGUGGGCGUCAUCCUGCAGCGGGGCGUGCUGGUGCUGCUGCUUUGCUGUCUGCCCUGCUGGGCGCUCUUCCUCAACACCCAGCUCAUCCUGCUGUUAUGCAGGCAGGACCCGGCCGUGUCCAGGCAAAUUUUCUCUACAGCCUGCAGGCCAAGUACUUGCAGAAUCAGGGCAUCGUUUGGCCACAAGUCUUCAGUGGCAUCGUGGGCAACUGCGUCAACGGCCUGGCCAACUAUGUCCUGGUUUCUGUGCUGGGCCAGGGGGUCAGGGGCUCCGCAUUCGCCAACACCGUCUCCCAGUUCACGCAGGCUGUCUUCCUCCUGUUCUACAUCGUACUGAAGAAGCUGCAUCUGGAGACAUGGGCAGGCUGGUCCUGGGAGUGCCUGCAGGACUGGGGCCCCUUCUUCCGCUUGGCCGUCCCCAGCAUGCUGAUGCUGUGCAUCGAGUGGUGGGCCUACGAGAUCGGGAGCUUCCUCGUGGGCCUGCUCAGCGUGCGCGACCUAUCUGCCCAAGCGGUCAUCUACGAGGUGGCCACCGUCGUCUACAUGAUCCCCAUGGGGCUCAGCAUCGCGGUCUGUGUCCGAGUGGGGACAGCCCUGGGAGCCGCAGACACCGUGCAAGCCAAGCGAUCAGCCAUCUCAGGCACCCUCUGCACAGUGGGAACCUCGCUGGUUGUGGGCGUCCUAUUGAGCCUCCUGAGAAACAAGCUGGGCCACAUCUUCACCAACGACGAGGAAGUCGUUGACCUGGUCAACAAGGUCCUGCCGCUGUACAUCUUCUUCCAGCUGUUUGAUGCCCUCUGUUGUCUCUACGCUGGGGUCCUGCGUGGGACCGGCAGGCAGGCCUUCGGGGCUGUGGUGAAUGCCGUCAUGUACUACGCCAUCGGCCUCCCGCUGGGUGUCGUGCUGACCUUCCUGGUCGGGAUGGGGAUCAUGGGCCUCUGGCUGGGCAUGCUGGUCUGUGUCAUGCUGGCCACCGCUGCCUUCGUCACUUACACGGUCCGGAUGGACUGGAAGCGGGCUGCGGAGGAGGCGCAGAAACACGCGGGACUGCCGCCACUGGGGAGCAGUGGGAGCAUGGCUCUCGGACCCAGGCCCGGGCCUGAGAAAGCAGUUGUGUCUUCAGUGGCCACAGGCAGCUCCCCUGGCGUGAUCCUGACGACCUACUCAAGACUCGGGGGCCACCUGGACCUCCUCAGGACUCCGGAAGCAAUCCAAACCCUACCCGCCCCCGCCAACCGACUGUCAGCCAAGCAGCUGGCUGUCCGCCGGGGGGCUGCUCUGGGGGUAGCAGUGGGCUCGUUGAUAGUGGGGCUCGUCCUGAGGGUCCUCACUGCCAGGCCCUAGCGAGACAGCUUGAGACAAAAAGGAAGCUGAGAGCGGCUGCCGACCCCAAAUUCAGUGCAGGGGGAUGCCCCGAACCACUCCUCAAGAACAUUCACGGGACUUCCCUGGUGAUCCAGUGGUUGAGAAUCUGCCCAUCCACUGAGCGGGUUUCCCCCUCCUCCCCC